CUCUGACGCUGACGGAUCAUUAGCUAGCCAAGCAUUGCAGAGAGCAGUCAGCCCGUCGUGUCUCUACCCGAGGCCGGAUGGUAAAAUCCAACCUCCAGCGGAUCCUAAACAGUCAUUGCUUUGCUCGCGAGAAAGAAGGAAAACAGCAGUCUUUAACUACCAUGGCGGAUUUAAGUAACGGUAUCUGUGACAUGAUUGGGAAUUUGUCCCUGCACUGUAGUAGUACCCGCAGCCCGGGGCCUCUGUGGUGCUCCGAUGCCCCUCUCCCACCCCUGAAGAUCCCAGGUGGGCGAGGGAAUGGCACACGGGAUCACACUCGGCCACUCCACUCUGAUCGAAAGCUGACUGUAACGGAGGAGCCAGCAGGGAAUGGUCGCCCUGGAAUCCUCCACUUCCAAAGUCGUCCCACCGUUACCAAGACGAUACAGUGGGAUGCUGUCUUAAGCAGCAGCGCACUUUACGUGGAGAUACCUCUUGACCCUCUUCCUGAAGGCAGCAAGGAGAGUUUUGCAGCUCUACUGGAGUAUGCUGAAGAACAUCUGAAAGUCGUUAGCGUGUUUGUCUGUUUUUACAAGAACAGAGAUGAUCGUGCUAAACUGGUGCGUACAUUCAGUUUCCUGGGCUUUGAGAUUGUGAAACCGGGCCAUGCUCUUGUCCCACCUCGACCCGACGUAUUCUUCAUGGCCUACAACUUUGACCGGGACUCUUCGGAUGAGGAGUAGCCCUCUGGACAGCCCCCCCCAAUGCCCCCCUACUUCGCUUUUCCCUCCCAUUGUAUGUUGGUCCAUCCCGUCCCAGCUUACUCAUAUAAAGCACCGUCUGUGUUAAACCCUCUGCAGUAGCUCUGUGUAUGCAAGUAUCCAUUUCCCCAAAGCUUUUUGUGUUCAAGGGAAUAUUUAAGAUGUGCAUCUCCUGUUUCCACCAUCUAUCUGUGUUUUAUUACACUCUUUUCACAUUAAGAAUUAGUUGGUGUUGUCACCUUAAAAGGAGGGACUCUUUUGUUUUUUCAAUCAUAUUGCAGUUGUCAUAGCUAUACAUUCUGGUUAUAAUUUCUCUUACUUGUCAAUUCUUUGUUUUUAUUGAUAUUUCCUUUUUAUGAUAGAUUAGGUGGGAGGAUUCUUCAUUUCUUGAAUGUACAAUAAAGAGGUCAUCAGGUUUACACUCGGGUACUCCAGCUUUUUUUUGAUUGGCUAAACAAUGGCUUUGGAUUUGUCUCGCAUUUCCUUUCUCUCUGAACGAAAUAACACACAGUUCAGUGGGACCAGUUUUAUUAUGUAGCACUAACAUUCUCUUGAAAGUAUUUCGAUUUUUUUUCAAACGUUACUUUUGAGUGACAGCCCCAAUAAUUGGUACUUCAUAGCUUGAUAGUGAAUGCAUUUAGAUUAGAGGCAGAGUGAAAAGAUGAAUGCUGUUGCAUGUGUCUGAUGUAGGCGCUUCAGUUUCACGGUAAAGAUUCUACGUUGAGGGUUUUGGUACAACAUGAAAGGAAUAAUCCAAAGUGCUUUCGCUUCUUUCGGCCAUGUUUAUCUUUAUAAUGUAGUAUUUUGUUUUGGAGGCUGAAAAAAUGCUGUGAUAUGAAUAGAUUUUUUUGUUUUUGUCUUUUUAUUAGCAUUCCUUUUUAAAACUUUUUCUCAAGAUAGUAUUGAGUUUGUUGUUCAGCAUAGUGGUACCUGUUGUGCUUCUGUGAAAAUAAAACAAACAAAACAGUC
This is a messenger RNA of Eleginops maclovinus (Patagonian blennie), 1709 nucleotides long. It is a transcript of the gene oaz1b, whose product is annotated as ornithine decarboxylase antizyme 1b. Gene Ontology annotation, cellular component: nucleus; cytoplasm. The record is from RefSeq and is a predicted model, not a curated record. Gene Ontology annotation, biological process: positive regulation of protein catabolic process. NCBI's taxonomy places the organism in Eukaryota, Metazoa, Chordata, Actinopteri, Perciformes, Eleginopidae. Gene Ontology annotation, molecular function: ornithine decarboxylase inhibitor activity.